CGUUCAAUGACAUGUUCAACGAAUGGGAAAGGUGGCGCGAGAGAUCCAAUAAGUCUGCGUACAGACCGAGGAUUGCAGCGAUGCUUUAUUUGAAAUCUGACAGUAUAGACAUUUAUUUAGUGAACUGAAAACUUGUCUGCUUGUGGACGUGCAGACAAUGCGCCAUCUGUGUAUCGAUAUGCCGAUCGCUCAUCGUGGUUUUCUGUGGACGCAUAAUGACUCUAUUGGCAUGUUCAAGUGUAAAUUGGAGGGGCUUGACGGUCAAACCAAGAUCGAGAAGUUCAGCUUCUCAGUCCCGGUGCUCAAGCGAAAUGCAGUCGUGGAUUUUGCGCAUGAUGAAGUUUCUGGUGAAAACGUCUCUUCGGAAGACCGGCGGAAACCGAUUUGGUCGAUCUUCUGUUACUUUUUAUUGACCAUAGGAGCACUUGAGUGUCUACAAUUGCCAUACACCGUGCCGGCUGAACUCAAGAAACACCUCACUAUGCCACUAGCGGGUGCGACAGCCCUCAAGCAGCUUACAUACAGUAACAUAUUUCCAUUCCAAUCUUGCGUUUUGCAGGUCUCGAAAGAUGUCUUACUUGAGAGCCUUACGCUAGAAGAUCCACAUCUCGAAAUUAUAGCAUCAGUAAUAUCAUCUCAUAAGUUGCUGACAAAGUCCCUACUGUUCCAGAUGGACGACUGGGAGCUUGCCUCGAAUUGGAGAGAAACUGCGCGACAAGGCAGGAUUUCGAGAUGCCAUGGCCCUGCUUCGGUGGAAUUGUUCAAAUGGAGCAUACCUCAUCAUCAUCAUGAAGACAAUCCCGACUUUUCGAGGAUUGAAGGCUCGGCCACGGGCAAGCAUGCUAUGAGUAAUGGCUGGGUAGAGAUGUUGCUUGACUUCUCUGAAUUUUGAUGCAUGCAUUGCACUUCUGCAAUGAGCUUACCGAACACAGCCUGCUCGAAUUUUUGUCAAGCUUCAUCGUCACCGCACUGAGCCAGCUGCGUUGACACAGCACUAUCAACUCGUCUGCAGUACUGUGUACUUGUACAAAUAAGUAGUAUAAGACUGCUCGUUAUAUCGUUGGUGCUGUACUUCUAUAACUUUGACCAAUGGGUUUGAUCACGAUGAUGUGACCUACAGAUUGUGCCCAGGCUACUAAUCGAUUGUGAUCAUGAUCAAAAUCGGACAAUCUGCGCCUCAAAAAGACCAAGACGUCCAGCAUAAUGGCUGGUGUGCCGUGCUUAAAUGAAGAGUCAUCUGUCAAUGCCCACUAUAAAAUUCGUCGGAUAGAGAUGUCUGUACCUUUGGACAUUGCUAAAGCGCUGUCUAGAUG
Molecule: messenger RNA, 1313 nt
Organism: Dissoconium aciculare CBS 342.82
Lineage: Eukaryota; Fungi; Ascomycota; Dothideomycetes; Mycosphaerellales; Dissoconiaceae
Exons: 1
Coding region: 158-892 (244 amino acids)
Source: RefSeq, a predicted model, not a curated record